AUGGGUCGCGAAAACCACUCCUUCAAGCUGGCCGUGCGCCCCGAGGCCGACGUCGUCCCCGGAAAGACUUUCAAGCUCGAGACCUCACCCGCGCCCACGGCCGAAGAGCUGAAGGAUGGCGAGGUUCUCGUCGAGGCCCUCUACCUGUCGCUCGACCCCGCCAUGAGGGGUUGGCUCAACGAUACCCGAUCGUACAUGCCACCGGUCGCCAUCGGCGAGACGAUGCGAGGAGCCGCCAUCAGCAAGGUCCUGGCGAGCAAGAGCUCCAAGGUGAAGGAGGGCGAUCUUGUCAACGCCUUCUGCGGCUGGACCGAGGUGGCCAUUGUCAACGAGGAGCAAUUCGAGGUCGUCGAGCUGCCGAAGGGUUCCAAGGUCACAGAUGCGCUGGGCGUAUUGGGAUUGACCGGCCUGACCGCCUGGACCGGUCUCGAGCACAUCGGCAAGCCCAAGGCGGGCGACACCGUCGUCGUCUCGGGCGCCGCCGGCGCCACGGGGUCCGUGGUCGGCCAGAUCUGCAAGAUCAAGGGCUGUAAGGUGAUCGGCAUCGCGGGCUCGGACGACAAGUGCGCGUGGCUGAAGGAGGAGCUGGGCUUCGACGCGGCGCUGAACUACAAGUCUACCUCCUUCCGGGAGGACUUCAAGAAGGCGACACCCGACUUCAUCGACCUCUACUGGGACAACGUUGGCGGCGAGAUCCUCGAGAUGGCCCUCGACCGCGCCAAGUUCCGCGCCCGCUUCGUCAUGUGCGGCUCCAUCUCCGGCUACAACGCCCCCGGCAAGGAGAGCAAGGGCAUCCGCAACCUGUUCCAGGUCACGGCGCAGCGCAUCCACAUGGAGGGCUUCAUCGUCUUCGACUUCGCCCAGGACUACGCGAGGGGCCGGAAGGAGCUGUCGGGGUGGCUCGAGGAGGGCAAGCUCAAGCGCAAGGAGACGAUCGCUCGGGGUGGCUUGAAGGCAGCCGACCAGGCGUUUCUGGAUCUGUUCCAGGGCAAGAACACGGGCAAGCUGUUGGUGGAAAUCAAGCCGUACGAGAAGGCGUAG
Messenger RNA from Anthostomella pinea, 1041 nucleotides. Lineage: Eukaryota; Fungi; Ascomycota; Sordariomycetes; Xylariales; Xylariaceae. The record is from the annotation of a GenBank genome assembly.